Durusdinium trenchii is the source of this 1140-nucleotide messenger RNA. NCBI's taxonomy places the organism in Eukaryota, Dinophyceae, Suessiales, Symbiodiniaceae. The record is from the annotation of a GenBank genome assembly.
UUUAGACAAGCAAAGCUUAACAACUUCCCAUGGUAUCUUUGAUGGCUUUGGAUGUGGAUGGCAUUGGGGGGCAUAUUUGCACUGUCACUGCGAGAGAAGAAUGGACCGUGCGAAAUAUCAAGGAAGCCAUCGAGAUGAAGAGUGGAAUUCCAGCAGACGAGCAACGAUUGGUCUCAGGGGCGUGCAGCAUCUGUGGUCCACUGCACGCAACGAAGCUAAGACCACAGAUGGGAAGGGAUCAAGGCUAUCAGGAAUUGAAGGACAGCCAUCGCCUGAAGACCUCGAAGUCACUCACGCUGUUGAGGCGCACCCCUGAAGAGGCAGAAAUGCUGCAGCGCUUGCGGAAAUGUGCUUCCGAGAAAGCCCCGAGACUGCUCCGGGCGGCCCCCAAGACGCUACGUGCCGAUAGGGAGGUUGUCCUUCGCGCCGUGGAGAAGAGCGGAGUGGCUUUGCAAUUCGCGGACGAAUCUCUUCGAGGUGACAAGGAAGUUGUAAUGGCUGCAGUUUCUCAGACUGGUCAUGCUAUUCAGCAUGCAGCAGAGGAGCUGCGAUCUGAUCGUGAUGUGGUGGUUGCCGCCUUGAAGGGCAGCCCAGAGGCUUGGAUGCUGUUGCCUCCGCAAUGCACUGCCAACAAGGAUGUGAUGCUGGCCUUGAUAAAUCUAUCUGGCCGACACCUUCAGUUGGCAGAUAGUUGCCUCAAGGCUGAUCCAGAUGUUGUGAUGGCUGCGCUCCGCAGCGAUGUUUUCUCCUUGCAAGCUGCUGCUGACGAAUUGCGACGUGAUCGAGAUUUCAUGCUGGCAGCCAUUUGCCAGAAACCUAUGGCCUUCCUUUUUGCCGCAGACGAGCUGCAGCAGGAUCGAGACUUUGCCAUCGAAGCAGUGAAGCAAAACCCGCGAGUGCUCAGAUAUUUGGGAAAGCUUCAGCAAGAUGUGAUGGUGAUCAGUGCUGCCACAAAAUCCUCUGGCUCUGCUAUGCAUUUGGCAUGGGAGGACGAAGAGGCAAUUGGCACUGGUAUUUGCAACAUUGGUUACCACUAACCGGGAGACCUGACAGCCCUGAUCGGACCUGAUAUACCGCAGGUAUACAUGUUUAAAUUUGAUGCACCCUGUGGAGCAUGUGCAUGAAGCUACUAGGAACAAG